AUGUGUGGGUUGUUUGAAGUAGCGAAACGGCAGGCUAUUGAAGGCGGAGGGCAGAAAGUGCUAUGCAGACCGAGGUCCAUAUACCUUCGUUUUUCAGAACGAGUAAAUGCUAACAUCCAAACCAAAUGUGUUGAGUCGGCGUCGGAGAAAAAUACCAAGCAAGAGCUACAGCUGAAAUCGCAAGCUUUCACGCAUUUAAUACGUUUUUAUCGGCACACGUUGGUGUUUUUAUAA
Trypanosoma brucei brucei TREU927 is the source of this 234-nucleotide messenger RNA. RefSeq lists its product as hypothetical. The coding region runs from base 1 to 234 and encodes 77 amino acids. The transcript has a single exon. The record is from RefSeq and is a predicted model, not a curated record. NCBI's taxonomy places the organism in Eukaryota, Euglenozoa, Kinetoplastea, Trypanosomatida, Trypanosomatidae.